Molecule: messenger RNA, 797 nt
Organism: Suncus etruscus (white-toothed pygmy shrew)
Lineage: Eukaryota; Metazoa; Chordata; Mammalia; Eulipotyphla; Soricidae
Gene: C11H15orf40
Product: chromosome 11 C15orf40 homolog
Exons: 4
Coding region: 82-453 (123 amino acids)
Cellular component (GO): cytoplasm
Source: RefSeq, a predicted model, not a curated record
UGGCGUCUGGGCGGGAAGUGGGAGCGACUGGCUGCGGGGACGGGCGCCCGGGCCCUCGCGUACUUCCUCGGGGGGUCCGCGAUGCCGAAGAAAGCCGGUGCGGCGAGCAAGGGCAAGAGCCAGGACCCCACCCCGCCGCCACCCCGAGGGCCAGUGUCCGUCGACCCCAAAGGCUGUGUCACUAUCGCCAUCCACGCCAAGCCUGGCGCCAGGCUGAACGCCGUUGCAGAUCUGACUACUGAGGCCUUGAGCGUGGCUAUCGCGGCUCCUCCAAGUGAGGGAGAGGCGAAUGCUGAGCUCUGCCGCUUCCUCUCCAAGGUCCUGGAGCUCAGGAAGAGCGAUGUAGUUUUAGAGAAGGGCAGUAAAUCUCGUGAAAAGGUGGUGAAGCUUUUGGCCCCCACAACACCAGAAGAAGUCUUGGAGAAGUUAAAAAAGCAAGUUGAAAAAGAAUAAGAUCAAGAAAUGGAAACUUCAUUUCCUCACAACUGUUCCCUGCUGAGAAUAGAGCUGCUAGGUAGAAAGAUGUUAAACAGAAGUUAUAAACGUGUUAUUCCAGAAUAUCGGCCCCAGAAUCUCUGAUCCCAAACAACUUGGAACCUCUUAGCUUGGUCCUGCAGCCUUAUAAAGCUGCCAAAUGGGAAGGACAUAGAUGAUCCACAGAUCCCCUUUGUUCACUGGUGGACCAAGGGUCUUGCUCAUCUCUUUGGCAAAUGAGAACAGGAUUUCCACAGUGCUUCUGGAAUCCUGGGGCUGUCUUUGUGACAGAAGAAUACAGAAAUAUUUCUGGUGCUUUUGAA